AAUGUUCUUCGUCGCCGAGGAUGUCUUUGGAGGCGAGAACACCGGGCGGCCACUGGAGCUGACGUGCUAUCGGAGGAACCUAUGGCAGUGCUCCGGCCAGAUCACGCUGCCUCGACACAUCAGCCAUAUCAUUGACGAACAGGGCCAGCAGCUUCCCGUGUUCGAGCUGGCAGCUUCCAUUUCUGCUGUCGAGUCGAUCGAGGGCAAGCCUACCGAAAUCAUAUCAAUACCCUGGAAGUCAUCCAACGGCGAAGACACCAAGUCACCGGCUGCGCCACCAAACAUUCCCCUCGAUCUGUCGGCCGGACAAGAAUUGGACCAUAACCGGAUCGCCCUGCCAGUCUCCUGGAAGAGGCUCCAGUUCAAGCACGCGACCGCGAACAACGGCCGCAGGAAAGGGCUCCAGCAGCACUACGUCGUGCAGAUCAACCUGCUCAGCAAGCUGAAGAACGGCCAGUUCAUCAAGAUCGCCGAGAUACAGUCUGGGCCCGUCAUCGUCCGAGGCCGAAGCCCCAGGAACUUUGACAGUCGUAAGGAUGUUCCUCUGUCGGGCGAGAAGAAGACAACAGAGAAGCGGGCGUCUGGAUCCACGGCGGAUGCUGCGACACCUGUUCCCAAGACGGAGAAGGGCACCGAAGCUGGGGAGAACAUGCAAAGAUACCACUCGCUAGGUAGUAUACAGCAGCAGCAACAACAACCAGGCGACUGGGCUCCCACUCCAUC
Molecule: messenger RNA, 723 nt
Organism: Cryphonectria parasitica EP155
Lineage: Eukaryota; Fungi; Ascomycota; Sordariomycetes; Diaporthales; Cryphonectriaceae
Exons: 2
Biological process (GO): positive regulation of transcription by RNA polymerase II; meiotic cell cycle
Cellular component (GO): nuclear chromosome
Molecular function (GO): DNA binding; DNA-binding transcription factor activity
Source: RefSeq, a predicted model, not a curated record